AUGGUCAAAAAUCUUGAGGUAACAGUUGCUUUCACUCAUUUAAUUUCUCAAGUACCUAUGUAUGCCAAGUUUUUGAAAGAUAUGAUCACUAAAAAGAAAGAUUUUGGUGGGAUAGAUAGAGUAGCUUUAACUGAAGAAUGCAGUAUUGUUCUACAAAAUAAAAUUCCACUGAAACUAAAAUAUCCUGGUAGUUUUUCCAUCCCUUGUCAUGUGGGUGCUUUGUUUAUAGAUAAGGCUUUGUGUGAUCUAGGUGCUAGUGUAUCUGUUAUGCCUUUAUCUAUCUUUAAUAAACUGAACUUGGGUGCUUUAAAGUACACACAGAUUACUCUGCAAAUGGCAGAUCGAUCUGUGAAAUAUCCUUUAGGUAUUUUAGAUGAUGUAUCUGUUAGAGUUGGAAAAUUCUAUAUUCCUGUGGAUUUUGUAGUACUUGAUAUGAAAGAAGAUAGUCAAAUUCCCAUUAUUUUGGGUAGACCUUUUCUAUGUACCGCAAGUGUUGUUAUUGAUGUAAAAUCUGGCUCUCUAACUUUGGGUGUUGGUGCUAUUAAGUCUCCUAUGCUUGAGCAUACAUGUUGCAGGAUUGACAUACUCGAUGAGAUCUCUGGAGUUAGUUUUUCACAAUUUUUGUCAGAUGAAUUAUUGGAGACAAGUCUUGAUCUGAAUGAUGGCCUUGACAUUAAUAAGGUAGUAGAUUGUAAGGUAAUGGAGACUAUUUGCUCUACUUCCGAACCACAGGUAAAGAAGUUAGAACUUAAACCUUUACUUUCUCACCUCAAAUAUGCAUUUCUUGAUGAUGUUGAGGAAUGCCCUGUAAUUGUCAGUACUAAACUCACAUAUAGCCAGCGUUCACAACUUCUUUUAGUGCUUCGCAUGCACAAGAAGGCUAUUGGGUAA
This is a messenger RNA of Beta vulgaris subsp. vulgaris (sugar beet), 891 nucleotides long. RefSeq lists its product as uncharacterized. The transcript has a single exon. NCBI's taxonomy places the organism in Eukaryota, Viridiplantae, Streptophyta, Magnoliopsida, Caryophyllales, Amaranthaceae. The record is from RefSeq and is a predicted model, not a curated record. Bases 1 to 891 code for a protein of 296 amino acids.